AUGUCAGGAAAACGAUGUACAAAUGCUGCUGAUUUUACACGUUUGAUUCAAGCAAGAGACACACCUAUUAUUAUUGAAGAAUUAUUGACAACUGACAUUGAAGAUGCUGCUGAAAAUCUUAAAUUUUUAUUUGAAAAUGUCAAGGCCAUUCCUAAUAUUCAAAAACUUCACUCGAUAACUGUGUUAAAAACUAAUGAAAUUGAGUUUCAACCCAAAGUGGAAGCUCAGGAACCAGUUAACGAUCAAUCAUGUGUUAUCGGUCAAGAUACUCAACUCUCAUGGAAGUUCAGUGGCAUCGGUAAACCAGGAGUAAAAUGGCUCUUCAAUAAUAAACCACUUCCAACCAAUGGCCGCUUUAAAAUAGCUGAUACUGAAGAUGGAACAUCGACACUAUCGAUUCGUCAAGCUGAACGCGCCGAUCAAGGAAUCUAUACUGCUGUGGCAACGAAUUCUGCGGGCGAAGCUGAAGCCAGAACCACACUGUCCAUCAUCAUCAAACCCGUGAUCAUAGUUAAUCUCAGUGGUUCAUUGCAAAUUAUAAAAGCGGAAACCAUGACACUCAGGAUUACCGCAAUUGGAACACCUAAACCAGGCAUUGUGUGGAUGAAAGGAAAUAAUAAAAUCAAACCAAUUGAUCGUAUUCACGAAACAACACAGAACCAAUAUGAUGAUUAUAUAUACACACUGGAAAUCGUAAAUUUACAACCAGAAGAUGAAGGCGAAUAUUCAGCCACGAUUUCCAAUAUUGGUGGAUCACUGCAAUCCAACAGAUGCAAAAUCACUGUUUCGAGUACGUCGCUUUGA
Molecule: messenger RNA, 804 nt
Organism: Rotaria socialis
Lineage: Eukaryota; Metazoa; Rotifera; Eurotatoria; Philodinida; Philodinidae
Source: the annotation of a GenBank genome assembly